Molecule: messenger RNA, 2439 nt
Organism: Girardinichthys multiradiatus
Lineage: Eukaryota; Metazoa; Chordata; Actinopteri; Cyprinodontiformes; Goodeidae
Gene: c1galt1la
Product: core 1 synthase, glycoprotein-N-acetylgalactosamine 3-beta-galactosyltransferase, 1a
Exons: 5
Coding region: 458-1684 (408 amino acids)
Cellular component (GO): membrane
Molecular function (GO): N-acetylgalactosaminide beta-1,3-galactosyltransferase activity
Source: RefSeq, a predicted model, not a curated record
GCCAAUGGGAGCCCACAUAUGCAGAGCUUAGCUGUGUGGGGUUGCAUCGUUUAAAGAACGACGUUGUAUGGCUUCUCUCUUUGUAAUCGUCUUCUUAAGAGAAGCAAAACCCCAAAUGACCUCAGCUAGGGAGAGCUGCUCGUCGGCUGAAUGUGGGCAGCGUUUCCCGCUCCUGCAGGUGCCGAUUUCAGGAAACACUCAAAAGCUUUAGGAGGUGUCAAGCAGUCCGUGCCCACAAAUGACUGAUCCAACAGCGAAGAUUGUCAUAAUGCCCCAGUGGUAGAAAGCAGCGAGUGAAUCAAGAAAAUCCAGUCUGAGUUGUUCUCACUGCAAGCAUAUCUGGACAAGUCCUCCCAGGGAUAACUGUCACUCUGAUCAAGAUUACAGAAGUAAAAACAACAGGAUUAACCAUCAUCAAAAGAUCAUUGGACAUUGCAGCACUGGAGAGAUUUUUACCAUGAAGGUCCCCAGCUCCAGAUGGGCCUUCUUGGUGGGCUUCUUGGUGGGGUCCUGCAGCAUGUACUUCUUCCUGCGGCAAGUGUGGUUUGAGCAGAGUUACCCUGUGCUGUCCGAGGCUCAGGUAACAGCCACAGCAGCAGGGGAGAGACCCACCAGCUGGAGGAAGGAAGGAGCUGCGCUCAUCAACCUGCUCCACCCUCACCAUGCAGAUGAAGACAGCCAGGUGGCAGACAUGCUGUUCCAGAGGGUUCGUAUUCUCUGUUGGGUAAUGACAGGGCCAUAUAACCUCCAGAGCAGGGCUCGCCAUGUCCGAGCCACCUGGGGUCGCCACUGCAACAUUGUGUUGUUCAUGAGCUCUGUGGAAGAUCCGUCCUUUCCCACUGUGGGGCUGGGCACCAAAGAGGGCCGUGAUCAGCUCUUCUGGAAAACCAUCCGAGCCUUCCAUUACGUCUACGAGCACCACGUGAAUGACGCAGACUGGUUCCUUAAAGCGGACGAUGACACCUUUGUUGUGGUCGACAAUCUGCGAUGGCUUCUGUCCAACAAGACCCCUGAAGAGCCCAUCUAUUUUGGUAAACGCUUUAAGCCAUACACCAAACAGGGCUACAUGAGUGGAGGUGCGGGGUAUGUGCUCAGUAAGGAGGCCCUUAGAAGGUUUGUCGAAGGUUUCCGGACCAAGGCUUGCAUGCACACCACCCCCGUUGAAGACCUGGCGUUGGGGCAGUGUUUGGAGAAGAUGGGUGUUCUGGCGGGGGACUCUAGAGACACGUUGCAUCGAGAAACUUUUCACCCAUUUGUGCCAGAGCACCAUCUCACCACAAAGUUCUCCAAGAGCUUCUGGUACUGGAAUUACUGUUUCUACCCAAUCGUUGAGGGUCCACAGUGCUGCUCAGACUUGGCCGUGUCAUUCCAUUAUGUGGAAGCAGAGCUGAUGUACACUCUGGAGUAUUACGCCUACCGUCUGAGAGCUUAUGGCUACGUACCGCGCUACCUGCCCUCCGCGCGCCGCAGGCCGAGUCUGCCCCCACUCUUGAUGACGACCGCGACUGUCCGUCUUAAAGUGGCUCAGGAGGUGACGGACAUAACCAAUCACACAGCCUCUGCUCUUCUUGUCAGUGGAAACCAAACCACAGAAGAGACACGCACAGAGAGGGGCAUGAAAGACGAUGCCGAUUUUAAUGUACCUAAAAAUAGGACUGCAAGCACACAAGACAGCCAUCACUGAUUCCCUCCGCUGGUUUUCUUCCAGCUGCUGAAUGAUCAGGUCCACUGCAGUUAGUGGAUCUGGUCUGAUCACAGCUACGUUCAUACCAUGACAGGGUGAUCAAAGACAGGAUCGGGACUUUUUGUUCUCAAAGGGUUUGCUGCUCUGUGUAGUGUAGUGGCUGCAGUUCUCUGAUGAUAACUCUAUGAUCUCAGAAUAUUUCACGGACAGCGCUCCCAGUGGGAGUGGAGACAAAUUAAUUAUGGCUCAGUGGCAGCUACGUAUAGCCUGGGUAUUUGUUUUACCCAAUAUAAAUGCAUGCUUCUUGCCUAAUUAUGUUAGACUGCGUCUGGGUUUGUGACUCGGACACAGUGAUUUUGUAGUCAUGCGGAAACAUAUUCACUCAAAACAUCAUUAGGUUUUUUCUUAUGAAAUGGAGAGCAGCAGCACAUUGUGAAACUGUUGAACAUUUAGUCUUUUUAUGGUCACUUGUGGCAUUUUAUUUUGUUUAUGAUGAUGUUUUUUUUCUGUUUAAACUUGCAUAAAUGAUGUUUGAAUUAUUAGAUCCUGGUCAUUUCUUUAAGUUUUACUUUGCUUUCAUUUGCAGCUCAAGAUUAUAUGUGGUGUUAAAUGCAGAGCAAUAUAAUGGUUCUCACAGCAACAACUGUGUAGAAAUGCUUUUUGACUCUGAUGCAAAGCUUUAAAGUGCUAAUGUGCACUUAAAAGCAACCUGUUUUUCUGUUUCAAUGUUGUAAUAAAUAUAUAAUUAUACACAU